Molecule: messenger RNA, 1854 nt
Organism: Priceomyces carsonii
Lineage: Eukaryota; Fungi; Ascomycota; Pichiomycetes; Serinales; Debaryomycetaceae
Exons: 1
Coding region: 1-1854 (617 amino acids)
Biological process (GO): protein deubiquitination
Cellular component (GO): cytosol; nucleus
Molecular function (GO): protein binding
Source: RefSeq, a predicted model, not a curated record
AUGAACCAUAAUGAGAUAUCCAAACUCACUGAUAUGGGCUUCAGUGAAGAGCAAGCUGUCAAAGCUCUUGAUAUAACUAAUAAUGACGUGGAACUGGCAAUUGCUUAUUUAUUUGAAGAUCCAAUUGAAGUGAAUGAUCCUAAUGAUGAUCAAAGAAAGUCGCAAUAUGAAAGCACUAUUGAAAUACUGAAUCCUCUGGAGAUCCCUGAUUUGAGUAGCUAUGAUAAAGUGGGGUUGGACGAACAGAAUCACUUUGAGCAUCGAGAUCUUCCUGCCUUUGGAUCGGAAGGCAAUUACCAACAAGAUGUAGCUGACGAGGAUGAGGAUGACGACGAGACGUCGGUUUACAGUAUGUCUAAUAGGCUCUUGAGGGGUGAUUCAGAACCUCCGACAGUUCUUCCUAGUGAAAAUGGGCGCUAUGAGAAUUACUUAAUCCCUGCUCUUCAAAUAUUGUCACAGGUUGACAAGUUUGUACUGAUGUGGGUACCGAAUGCCAAGUUUGACUUCGGAAAUGAUAAAACGUGGUAUAAUCCUAAUUAUAUAACUGAGGUUAAUGUUCCAGACACGAUUGAGCUGUCAAAAGUCAGCUCCUAUAAAUUUGUGGUUGAAUUAGAAAGACUAUUGGGAUAUUUACAUGGUCUUAGUAGUAGGUCAUUUAUAAGUUCGAAGAGAUUGCUACUGAAUAUUCCACAUGCUGGUGGAGUGAUUCAUAGUAGGGCUGAAGAGUUUGAAGACUUGUUUGAUAAACUCUAUGCUACAUUAAACAAGAGCCACGAGGCAAUAUUUGGAUCUGAGAAACGAAUUACCAACUUGUUUAAUUCUGUAGUUCAAAGCGUUCAGGAUGAAGUUAAAAACUCGAUGACGGUACUUACUAUAGAUCACGAGGCUAGAACGAGGACAAUUUAUGAAUCGCUCAACGCUAUGUUUUGGACUGAUGAAGAUACUCUAGGAGACAUUAACUUCGUUGAAAUAGCUCCUAUUUUGACCAUUCCCCUUUUUGGAGACUCAGGUUACGGUGUAGGACCGGGCCCAUUCACCCUUCAUGAGUACUUCUACCCGCAAAUAUAUAGUUCAAAAUAUUCGAAUCUUGUGGUGGAUAUGAAUAAAAAAAGAAGAGAUAUUGUUAGUCAGAGAAAUGAAAUAUCUAAAGAGAUGAUGGCAUUGAACUCAUUCGAAGGUAAAAGAGUACCAGGAUUCUUACAAGCUUCAAUUUCUUUUCUAAAAGGGAAAGAUUCUUCUGCGGAAGAAGAUUUACUGGGACUUCAAGAACAGCUUCUUCAAGAAAAAUCAGAUCUCUCCGAAAAACUCGGAAGACUAAAUGAGCAGUAUUUGAAAUUAGAUAUAACCCAAUACGAGAAUAUCCUAGAUAUGAUUUCUUCCCAGCAGGAUCAACCAGAACCUUACCUUUUGAUAGGAGUAAUCUUGUCAGAUACUGAAUACUUCUAUAAGGACAAGAGCCGUAGUACUCAAGAUGAGGAUUGGAUUCAUUUUAACGCAAUCCUAUCUAAGAACAAUGAAAUCAACGAUUACUUGUUAGAGACGAUGGCCUUUGAAGGGGUGCAGCAGUCUGUCUAUGAUUUUUCUAGGGACGCAAGUAAAUCUAUGAUUUUAAUAUAUGCGUCAUCUGAGAUUUUCAAUGAGAACAUCGACAUAGUGGUCCCCGAAGAGCUACAAAAGUUUUUUGAUGACGACAAUAAAAUUCUUGCUCUGCUGCUAUCACAAUCAGAACGUAGUAAUGAUGACUCAAAAGAGGAACUGAUUGAUAAUAGUGAUCAGCACUCCAACAAUUCUAGCAAACGACCUCCGAAUAGUAGUGAGCUCCCAGAGGAAAGUGCUCUGUUAAUAGAUCUAUAG